GGAGUUAAAGCUGUCUCUUGACCUGAUUCAAGCUCACUGCACGCGCGCGCAUAUAAUGUCAAAGUCGAUCACUGAAAAGAAGGUCGUAAACCGUUGGAAAUUUCCUUGCCCACUCUGUGAUAUUGUGACUGGUUUCAGAAAUAGCAUUCGUCGACAUGUAGCUCGCAAACAUCCCGGUGUGGACAUUGGGCCAGGAGAGAGAGGUUAUCGCACGGCUGGCGGCGUCAAGAAUUUAAGCGUCGAUGGAGAAACUGAAGAAAAUUUCAAGGUCUAUGGAUGUGCUAUUUGCUUAGGUCAGUUUUGGUAUAGAUACCAGCUGAAACAUCACUAUGAGUACGAUCAUGGCUUGGUUGCAGCAAAUGUUGCUGAAGUGGACUGUCUCUUACGAGAACACAACAUCCAAUUUGCUUUAUUUGAAGACUCUCAGAAGUGGAAGUUAAAAAGUGGAAGGAAUGUGGAAGACAUCUUGCAUGACUUUGCGCUUGCAGCGUCUAAUGAGCAUUCAGCACAUUCUUUCAUAAUCAAUCCUGUGGAUUCAACAUGGUUGCAACUUGAUGUAUUCUCAAAGGAUGAAUUGGAUGAAAUUUCGACGUUAAGAUAUAAUCAUCUUCCAGCACUACCAAGAGAUCUCAUGGAGUACAUCAAUGAAUUCAACUUGACUGACCAACAACAAAUACGAGAAACUUUAUGGAAGCAGAGACCUUUUGAUGCUAGCUAUGACCAGAAGGAGUCGUUUGACAAGGACUGGGCGCGAAAUGUCAUUCACAGCAUAUUGAUGGAAAUAGAGUGUCGUCAAUUAUCGCAAGACCAUCUGGAGUCAUGGUAUAUCUCGCACAUAUGGAGUACUCUUGAUAGGUGCUUUGGUGAUCUCGAUGAAGUUUAUGUUAUCAGAGGAGAGUCUGCAAGCAUAGCUUCUGGAAUACGCAAGAAUGAAAAUCGGAUUGCUGCUUCUACGACUUCAAUGAAGCGUCAAAUGAUGGGCCACCGUGCAGACCUUUUGAUACGAAAAUUAAAAGUCGAGUAUGCGUGUGGUGAGACUGGAAAAAGCUAUAAUAGCGAAAAUGAUACGAAAUUACUGUUGGAACGUCAAUUAAAGAUGCCAAAGAUGAUGAAGGACCAGUUGAUACAACUUUUCAAGCUUUGCGAUAAUGAUGAAAGUGCAGUUAGAAAGCUGUCUAUAGCAGGGAUAUUGCAUUUCGGUCUGCACCAAACGAUGCUAUUAAUGGAUUGUCCAGCAGGAUACGUCUGUCGAGUUUUACCUACACCAACCUGUAAAGUCCCAACAACUUUGAACACAUUUCCAUCGCUUCUUAAUGUCAUAAAACUAACCUGGAAAGCGAAAGCCUUAAUCCGGCAAGUUAUCAAGGACGUCGAGCGUUAUAAUAGUAGUAAUGAUGGCGAUAGUACAGAAAUUGAUGUCAUUACAUCUAGAUAUCGUACACCUCCACUGUCCCAUGGAUGUAAAGACAAGCUUUAUAUCCCUUCAUGUGUUACAUCCCCCACGAAAAAGCAAAAGAUGUGAUAUGUAAUCAUGUACAUAGAAUGCUCCGUACGUAUCAAUUGCGAGUAUCGUACCAUUUAUCUGUGUUAACAUUAAUAAAUAUGCGAUGCGAAUUAUGAUGGUUGUAGGGUUGACAUUGCUGAUGCGUGAUUUCGCUUUGCGAUUCGAAGUUUUGGAAUUUGGGUUCGAAUUUUUGGAGGUUUGGGUUCGACCUUUUGUAUAAGUGACUGCGUUUUGGGUUCGAGGUUGAGGUUUGGGUUCGAUCUUUUGUAUAAGUGACUGCGUUUUGGGUUCGAGGUUGAGGUUUGGGUUCGACCUUUUGUAUAAGUGACUGCGUUUUGGGUUCGA
Messenger RNA from Umbelopsis ramanniana AG, 1849 nucleotides. RefSeq lists its product as uncharacterized. The record is from RefSeq and is a predicted model, not a curated record. Bases 56 to 1522 code for a protein of 488 amino acids. The transcript has 3 exons. NCBI's taxonomy places the organism in Eukaryota, Fungi, Mucoromycota, Umbelopsidomycetes, Umbelopsidales, Umbelopsidaceae.